ACAACCAUGCAUUCAUUGUACUCUCUCUCUCAACUUGCUCUUCUUCUUCCUCCAGCUGAUCUCCUCCCCAUGUUUUUGGCUCAAAUGUGAAGUUCUUGGCACCUUCUGAAAUGGGUUUGCUGAAGUUUCUUCAACUGUGUGUUUGCAGUGCCAUUAUGGCGGUGGGAGUACUGUUAAACUCAGCUGAACCAACGGUUCUCAUUCGUUUUAGCCGUGCACCUCCACCUCAGUCAAGAUUCUCCACCGCCAUUUUUGGGUACUCAGUCGAGAGGUUGGAUGGUUCCAAUGCAUGCAAAAAGAAUGGCUGUUCCAUUCACUGUGAGCUAGAUGGACGAUCUCUGAGACCUUGUCCGGCUGAAAGUAUAGUAUUGAAAAACUUGACUGUAAACCGUGAACACAAAUUUCUUCUCAAUGUCACAACCGGGGAUGGAGAGACAAACUCAUCAGCUUAUUCAUGGUUCAUUGAUACAAUACCACCAACUGCAACAAUUCAUAGCGAGCAGAUUUAUACCAAUGCAGAAAAAGUAGCCAUUGAUGUUACAUUCAGUGAAGCUUGCAGUGGACAGAGUGGCUUCAAGUGUGUGGACUCAUCUAACUGUGAUGUCAUAAUAAAAGGACCUGCCCAUGUACGUGCAUCAUCACUACGGGUUAUGGAACCUGGAAUCAAAUAUAGCCUCGAUAUAAUUCUCUCCUUAAGAAGUAUGUAUGGGCGUGCAGUAAUCACAGUGGCAGAAAAUAUUUGUACAGAUCAGGCAGGAAACCAUUUCACACGAACAAAUGGUUCCACUAUAAUCAUUCACUUUGAUAGAAGACCAGUACAGCUAGAUUUAUGGACAUCUGUACCAUCCUAUGAGUUGGUGAUUAAUGGGGUUCCAAGAACUGUGCUUGCGACUAACAAACUGGAGGACAUCAAAUUGUUCCUUGAUUUCAGCAUUCCCAUAAUAAAUUCAACAAAGCAGAUCCUAAAAACAUUACACGUGAACUCGGGUAACUUAAUACCUAUUCAUGGUAAACUUCGUGCGAACCGUCGAUUCGUUUUUGAACUCAAGAACAUAUCAAUAACUGAAAUCAUCACAAUUGAAGUACGAGCUGGUUCAAUACUUGGCAGAACAGGCACCCCAGUCUUUCCUGUUGCCCCAAUUAUGUUCCUUUAUGAUUCUGUGAACCCUGGUGUCAUGUUAAGUACAAGCUCACCAAGCAUCACGAAGGAGUCCAACAUCAAUGUGAUGGUUGAGUUUACAAAGCCAGUUUUUGGCUUUGAGGCCUCCAUGGUAAAAGUGGCUGGGGGGACACUAACAAGGUUUAAGGAACUUUCAAGAGCUCUGUACUCAUUGACUGUCCUGGCAGAAGCUCAGAAUGUGGUUUCAGUUACCAUUCCUGCAGGGAAAGCAAGUGAUAUUUCAGGAAAUCUAAAUUUGGCAUCUAACCAUCUUGAAGUGAAACAUUGCUAA
Messenger RNA from Alnus glutinosa, 1451 nucleotides. RefSeq lists its product as uncharacterized. The transcript is spliced from 9 exons. The record is from RefSeq and is a predicted model, not a curated record. The coding region runs from base 111 to 1451 and encodes 446 amino acids. Lineage: Eukaryota; Viridiplantae; Streptophyta; Magnoliopsida; Fagales; Betulaceae.